AUGAUUGAACGAGGGCUGAUCCCCCCAACAGCGAGGAUUACCUUUCAGAAUCCACCUAUUAAACCCCAAGCAAUUCCUCUGCAUAAUUUUGAUGAGCAUCGUAAGGUAUCAGUAGAAGCCUCCUUUCCUCUCGCUCACAAGCCACGCCCGGUUCCAGAAGUGGAGGAGCCUUACCAGAAACCAAAAGCCAAGGGGAAAGUCAAAAGGUCAAGAGGACAGCCCAGUAGGAAGGGCAUGAAGAUUACUACACCAUCUAAGACUAGGAAAUCACCCUGGGAUUAUGUCUUUUCUGUUUACAAUGGCUCCAUAGACAGGACAGCCCCAGACUUUUUAGCCUUCAAGACACGUUUCAGAUUAAUCUGGGGGAGUAUUUUGUCUUUCCUGGAACAAAUUGAGAAAUUUCUCAAGGACUAUGCGAUAUCAGAAGCCAAAGUCAAAGGGAGGAGCCUGGUGUCCCUGCUCCCAGAGUUUGAGCUGAAGAACAAACUAACCAGAACUGAUGUUCUGGCUGUGCUGGAGAACCCGGGCUAUAUCCAGAUGCUGCUGAACCUUCCAGGACAGAGGUACAAGGGCCAAGAUGGAAAGACAGAGGCCGCCAUCAAGAUCCAAGCCACGUGGAAAAGUUACAAGGCGAGAAGUACCUUCAUUUCUUAUCGCCAGAAGAAGUGGGCCUCAGGCGUGAUCGCCCUGGCAUGGCUCUUACAUUGCCACAAGACAAGACUAAAGAGGAUCGUGAAGGAAUCUCGGCAGAGACACCUGGAGAACUUCCGCAUUCGAGCCAAGCAUCUGGCAGCCAACUGGAGUCGCAUCAGGACCUCCAGGAGGACUAUUAUCCAUAUACCAUCAUUAGGUAUAACACUCUUGCCUGCAAAUCUAUCAGCAACCUCUAUUACCCACCACAUUAUGGCUCCUUGA
Molecule: messenger RNA, 915 nt
Organism: Grammomys surdaster
Lineage: Eukaryota; Metazoa; Chordata; Mammalia; Rodentia; Muridae
Gene: Iqch
Product: IQ motif containing H
Exons: 5
Coding region: 1-915 (304 amino acids)
Molecular function (GO): protein binding
Source: RefSeq, a predicted model, not a curated record